UGUACUGCAUGUAAUUGUGAAAAAAUAAGAAAAUGACAGAUCAUCAAACCACGGGAUUGGAAUGUGAUUUAUUUAUUAUUUAGAAUUUCUGUGCAAAUCGGCUAUUAUUUAUAUAUUCAUUCAAAUUUUUCAAUAACAGCAGAGUGAUGGCGGAGACAAGCGAGGCGCAGGCAAGCGCGUCAGCGUCGGCACCCGGCGGAGAUGCUGGUCAAGAGGAGGAGAAACACGAUGAACGUAUGCUGGAGUGCAACAUCUGUUUGGACACAGCCCGCGACGCUGUAGUCAGUAUGUGUGGACACCUCUUCUGUUGGCCAUGCCUACAUCAAUGGCUGGAAACGCGCCCAAGUCGACAGGUGUGUCCAGUGUGCAAAGCUGCGAUCAGUCGCGACAAGGUGAUCCCACUGUAUGGGCGGGGCAACACUAAACAGGAGGAUCCAAGAAAUAAGGUGCCGCCACGGCCCGCCGGCCAACGUACUGAGCCAGAAAACAACAGCGGCUUCCCAGGGUUUGGAUUCGGAGAAGGGUUUCACAUGUCUUUUGGAAUUGGUGCAUUCCCAUUUGGAAUAUUCACCUCCACGUUCAACUUUGGUGAUCCAAGACCUAGUGCAGCUCCCCGCGGGACAGCGCAGUAUGAAGAAGAACAGUUCCUGUCGAAGAUAUUCCUAUGGGUGGCCAUAUUGUUCGUGCUGUGGCUGAUCUUCGCAUGACUGCCGUGUGUGGACACGCUGAGCAGCAAGCACCCUGUGCACUCCUAGCCCACUGCAAGCUCCACUGGAACGACUGUUGAACUUAACCUAAUAUAUUCAAUAGACAAUUGACGCGUAACGUGUAGCGAGACAUGUAACCAAACAUUAUAAGCAAAGAAGCUCUAUUUUGUUACAAAACCAAGAAAUAUGUUACAUGUCAUUUGGCCCUGUCGCGUGCUGUUGCGCCUCAAUUGUGACAUGGCGAAUACAUGGCUUUACAAUUCAUUUAAAAUAAGAAUAGGAAUGUCAAUGACCUAACGUUUUAUCAGUUGAUUAGACUUGUUUUGUUUUUUUUAACUAACCAGUGAUAUGAACUUAUAUCACCUACUACAAUUAAAUAUGUAUACAUAAUUGUUUAUGGUUCUAAAAAGACUGGACACGAUCACGUAAUCUACCAGAGGGAAACUUUAUACAAAAAUCGAUUGCUUGGGCACCUCUGUCCCAUUCGUGUUUCUACCGUGAAGCAGCUGUGUUUCGGUUUGAAGGGUGGGAUAUGGCGUGAAUUUACAGGGUACAGAGGAAUAACACCUGCGUCCUCAGGAAUGGCAACGCAUGGGGGGUAUCAUGGGCGAAACAGUACACUCUGUUAUGUCCAUGGUACUGCUCAUGUCUAUAGGCGACGGUUACCACUUUCCAUCAGGUGGGCCGUCAGCUUGUUUGCCAUUCUAAGUUGUAUAAUUGUAUAAUGUUGUCCGAUGUCAACUCGUGAACUCCAUUGUAAUCUAGAGACGCCAAAACAAUCGCAGCUAAAUGAUUAUAUAUUCACAAUAUAAUUACAUUACUCCAUGUCUCUUAAAAACCAUAAGUCAUGCAACGCAAAAGUCAAAAUUUACAUUUUUUUUUUAAUGGGUGAAAAUGGUAACCCCGCCUGCGCUAACGGGAUACGCUGGCGGAGCACCGGUGAAGGGUGAUAGAUGAGAAUGAAAACAGGCCAGUUAGCCCAUCAUGAUGAAUUCAUCUAAAAUUAAUCAUGAUAGUUUCCAGGGGGAACCGUGAAGAGGUCGACCUUGUUGGGUAUAUUAUAUAUAUAUAACUGUCUUAUAAUUACAUAAUUAAGAGGAAUUACUUAAAUUACUAAGGAUUACUUUAAUUCACACAUAAUACAUCACAGUAUUUAGUAAAAAUCAUUUCUAUUCUUAUUUUUAUUGUAUUAAAGGACAGAAUUACACUUGUCAGUUACCGGCAUUCGAAUGUGUAUGAAAUUAAGGCUAGUGGUUAACCCUUUCAGACCUGAACGAUGUGAAUGUGAAAAAGACUCCAUUUUCCGCGCUUAGCCUCUCACUUGGGCCAUUGUGCGUAUCAACCUGAACGAUACGGGCGUGAGUUGUAACUUUAAAAAAUUCUAAAACCGCGCGCAAUUCAUUUUUACGCACGAAGCUGAAAUAACAUGAUAGUGAGAUUCUAAAGCAGCCAAUAAGAAAUCAUUUUAGCGGUUAAGUGGUGCAGUAGUCUCGUGCGUGCCGGCAAGAUGGCUUGCCUCCAAAACACGAAAAUAUAUUUAUUCUGAAAGAAAAAAAUCUUAGGCCUGAAAGGGUUAAUUUCCUUAUAAAAGUUAUGUUUUCUACUAAUUCUUUAAAUUUACUGUCAAAAUGUAAAAAAAUAAUGUCAAGUAGUUACUCGUUGUCGAUGGUUCAAGUAUGUAUUUGUUGCCUAUAGAGAUCAAAAUUGUGUUUGAUCAAAGCAGCCAUUCUGAUAUCCGAAUACGGUAAACGAUCAAGUGUAAUACGGCCGUUGUGUAGCAACGAUAGGGAACUCACUGAUAGGGCUGUAUGCGUAUAUCCUCAAAUCUUAUAUAUUAAAAAAAAAACUUUCAGUAUCCAAAUUUCUACCAUAAAUGUUAAUAAGUGGUAUUUGGAAAGUGACAAAAGAACUGUAAGCUUUUUCAAUGUUUAGCCAUUUUAAAAAUAUUUGCAAAAAUAUAUCUGGAACGUGAACUGUAAAAGGUAUAAUGUAAAAAAUUUUAUAACAUAAUUGCUCAUAUUUUAAAAAUUAACAAUUUGUAUGUAUGUUCAAACAAACAACCGAUGUUUACUAUUACAAAACAUACACAAAUUUAUUAUUUAACUAGCGGUCCGUCCCGGCUUCACACGGGUGGACAUUUUAACAUUUUAAAAAUAUUAAGGCUGCACACGCGACGGAAGCUUAAAAAUGGAGUCAUUUCUCCCGUUUUCCUAACAUUUCCCUUCACUGCUCUGCUCCUAUUGAUCGUAGCGUGAUGAAAAGUAUACUAUAACCUGUCCAGGAGUAUGAAGAAUAAUUAUACCAAGUUUCGUUAAAAUCCGUCGAGUAGUUUUUGCUUCAGACAGACAGACAGACAAAAAUUUCACUGAUUGCAUUUUUGGCAUCAGUAUCGAUCACUAAUCGACCCCUGAUAGUUAUUUUGGAAAUACAUUUCAUGUACAAAAUUGACAUCUCUACAGAUUUAUUAUAAGUAUAGAUAAGUGCAUUAUUGAAGCCUGACCAAUGGGUUCCCUACGAGUCCUUUGUUAACUGACUGCUUAGUCCGCCAUGUAAUACUAUUACGUUAUGUUUGCUUCUAGUAGUUAAAUCCCGUAGCGAUAUCUGCGGUAGAAGCAUAAAUUAUUAUAUAUAUUGUUUUUAUUUAAGGAAAUAAAAAUGUCUGGGAGUGGAUGUGGCGAGAUAUAUAAAUCUGUAACUAAUAUGGGAUGCUGGAAAUAGUUUCUGCAGGGUGAAACCGAAAUCUUUAGUGUCAGUGAAACAUUAACGCUUUCAACACAAAGAAA
Molecule: messenger RNA, 3490 nt
Organism: Galleria mellonella (greater wax moth)
Lineage: Eukaryota; Metazoa; Arthropoda; Insecta; Lepidoptera; Pyralidae
Product: E3 ubiquitin-protein ligase RNF185-like
Exons: 5
Coding region: 147-707 (186 amino acids)
Biological process (GO): ubiquitin-dependent protein catabolic process
Cellular component (GO): endoplasmic reticulum
Molecular function (GO): ubiquitin-like protein conjugating enzyme binding; metal ion binding; ubiquitin protein ligase activity
Source: RefSeq, a predicted model, not a curated record